This is a messenger RNA of Perca fluviatilis (European perch), 712 nucleotides long. Its product is annotated as major intrinsically disordered NOTCH2-binding receptor 1-like. The record is from RefSeq and is a predicted model, not a curated record. Bases 104 to 700 code for a protein of 198 amino acids. NCBI's taxonomy places the organism in Eukaryota, Metazoa, Chordata, Actinopteri, Perciformes, Percidae. The transcript is spliced from 3 exons.
CCUUGCUCUCCAUGAAUUAUUAGCGAGCGUGCAGGUUGUAGUGAGCGUGUGAGUUGCUGCCGGCAGGUCAAGCCAUCAUUGUGGACGGAGCAGCACAGCCGCCAUGGACAUCUCUGUCCUGCCCAACAACAAUCACCCAGAGAAGUUCCUCCAGCUGGACGUGGGGAUGCUGCCGGCCACACACGGCAUGUUCCAGGUCGGGGCACUCGUGUCCAGUCAGAGACACUGGCAGAACCGAGUCUACUCCCAGAGGGAGCAAAGGGUGAAGACUGAAAGCUGGUCUCCUCCGUCCCCAGAGGGCACUCGUGUGGAGUUUGAUGACAGAUACCUGGAGAAGCACAUCACACCGAUCACUCUCAAGUCCAACAUCAAAAGGAACCCUCUGUACAUGGACAUGAGAUCCAUGGAAGCAGCGGACAACAAGAAGUCCAAGCCUUCCUGGACUGUCAAGGAGUACGACACACAAACAGUCCACGGAAACCUGGCAGGUUAUCUAAAGGAGGAAGAGAAGAGUCCUAGAGAUCUGGACUUCUGGCUUGAGGAUCUCUACACACCAGGAUUUGACUCUUUACUGAAGAAGAAAGAAGCAGAACACAAAAGAAAAAGACUUUGUAAAAUUCUUUUUGCGAUCAUUGUGUCUGUUAGCGCAGUACUUAUCGUUAUCAUAGUGCCAGUUGUGGUUCUACACAAGAACAACUGAUUGAUGGGGACA